Molecule: messenger RNA, 1894 nt
Organism: Patiria miniata (bat star)
Lineage: Eukaryota; Metazoa; Echinodermata; Asteroidea; Valvatida; Asterinidae
Gene: cwc25
Product: pre-mRNA-splicing factor CWC25 homolog
Exons: 10
Coding region: 136-1893 (585 amino acids)
Biological process (GO): mRNA splicing, via spliceosome
Cellular component (GO): U2-type spliceosomal complex
Source: RefSeq, a predicted model, not a curated record
CAAAUGACAAGACUUUUUGGAAACGAGGUGAAAACGUGCGCACAUAAUUCUGACGUAUACACAUCCCGGUCGUAACCGACUCUGUACAUCUUAAUGGUGUGAUCUGUCCAUUAACAAGUGAAGCAGCAAGUAACAAUGGGUGGAGGAGACUUGAAUCUGAAGAAGAGUUGGGAUCCCCGUCGCCAUGACAACCAGGAGAAGAAGUGGAAGCUGGAAGAACUAGACAAGAAGGAGCGACAGAGGAUGAAAGAGAUGCUUGAGGAGCGACAGGGGGAGAGAUCCAUGGAGGACAUGAGGAGAAAGGGAGAAGAGGCUGGAGUCAUUCAAAAACGCAAAGACCGUGUAGACUGGAUGUACAAAGGCCCAGACAGUCAUACUAACCCUGAUGAUUAUCUGCUUGGGAAGGAGGUUGAUAAAGCCAUAUUGGAAGCCCAGCAUGGUAAAAAGACAACCGGGACCCAGGGUGGCAUUGCUUCUGCAGGGGCAGUAGUCGGUAGUUCAGCCAGUACUUCCAUCGAUGCUAAGGAUAUGGCCAGGAAAAUGAGAGAGGAUCCUCUCUUUGCAAUCAAAAAACGUGAGCUCAACAAUCGGAAAGAGCUGGUCAGUAAUCCAAUCAGAAUGAAGCAACUGCAACAAAUGCUACAAACCCAAGUCGGCAAAGACAAAAAGAAGAGCAAAAAAUCCAAGAAGCACAAAGACAAGAAGAGUACAAAGCACAAGAAGUCACAUGCUGCUUCCAGCGAUAGUUCCAGUGAGGAGGAUCACUCUCCCAGCCCAGCUAAGAGGAGAAACCUUCACCAACACACAUCGCCAGAGAGAUACAGAGUUAAAGGCCAUCAUAGGGAUGAGGACAGGCGGCGAGAAAGUCCCAUCCGCUCUGGACGAGACGAGAAAAGGAAGAUGCCAUCACUUGACCCAGCCAAGAUGAAGAAACUCCUGGAACGUGAGAUGCUGAAGAAGCAUAAGAAGCAUGUAGAUGUUUCCGAAUCAUCGUCCAGUGAGAGCGACUCAGAUGACAGGAACGCUACAAAGCAAAAGAGGCAGAUCAAAUCGGAGCAUCUGUCGAGAGGUCAACACGCAGAGGAGGACCGCAAACAGAGGUACAGGCCUCAUGAGAACGUAAGCGAUUCACGGAAAGGGCGAAAGGAUAGGAGUGUUUCGCCAGAGGUUUUGAAGAGGAAACAUGGUGUAGGAAGUGAGAAGAGUUCAGCAAAGUAUGGAUUACAGAGAGGAGCUAGGAGUUCAAGAAGAUCACAGAGCCAGUCUCCAGAGAGAGUACCAAGAGACCAGUUCAGACACCAUCAUUCUGAAAGCAAAGACAGACACGCUGGCAAACACCAUGAUAGAUCACCCUACAGGGACUCUGACAAGAGCCGUGACAAACACGCUGAGAAAACCAGGGACUUACGUAGGGACAAUAGGUCACCGUCGCCUGAACCCAAAAGAGACAAACACAGUGACAGAUAUGGUGACAGUAGGGCUGAGAAACAUGGAAGGAGGGAAAGGAGUCGCUCGAGGACACCUGUGAAGGAACGUGGGGAGUUCAGAGAUAGAUCCAGGAGGUCUCGGAGCAGAUCACCCCAAAGACAAAAUGGCAGUCGGGGAAAUGUUGUUUCCAAAAGAAAAUUGACUGCAGAGGAGAUGGAGAGAAAGCGAGCAGAGAUGAUGGACAAUGCCAAGUGGCGUGACGACCAGCGCAGGGAAAGAGUCAAGGUUUACGAGAAAGAAGAGCAUGCCGAGUUGGAAAUGGAGAAAAAGAAGGCCAAAACUGCAGAAUUUGUUCAGCCGCUGAAGUUACCUGAUAAUAGUUCCGUUGAGGAUCGUAUCCACAGGAACAUCUACAGCAUCCAACGGACAAAGGCAGCACUGGACAAGAACUUUGCCAAGCGAUAAA